Durusdinium trenchii is the source of this 423-nucleotide messenger RNA. Lineage: Eukaryota; Dinophyceae; Suessiales; Symbiodiniaceae. The record is from the annotation of a GenBank genome assembly.
AUGUUCCACUGCUGCUCCGACGCCGACCCCGCGGGCGCCACCGAGAUUAGGACUCGGUCCUUCGAAGCGCCGGGGCCCAGUGAUGCCAAUGGUGGAGAGCGGGGACAACUGGAAGGUGUCGCCGCCCCGCCCCUACCCUCGGACUCCGUGCCUCCAGCAGCAGAGAUGAAGGCACCAGAGGUGGGCAGUUUCUCAGUGGAAGUGCCCAGCAAGGAGUUAUCCUAUUUGGGCUUGGACGUGGAUCAUGUGGCGCAAGGCAACGGCGUCAUGAUCCGCAGCAUCACCGAGAAGGGCGCGGUGGAGGCCUUCAACACGGCCGUGCCAAGCCAGAGCCUUCGCCCCUACGAUGUGAUCGUAGCCUUCAACGAUGUGUCCACCUUCGAGGGAAUCUAUGAGAAAGUCAAGUCGCUGAUGCCUGAGAAG